Macadamia integrifolia is the source of this 1671-nucleotide messenger RNA. RefSeq lists its product as uncharacterized. Bases 300 to 1499 code for a protein of 399 amino acids. The record is from RefSeq and is a predicted model, not a curated record. Lineage: Eukaryota; Viridiplantae; Streptophyta; Magnoliopsida; Proteales; Proteaceae. The transcript has a single exon.
AGUGAACAGGGGCCUUCCCAAGGAAUUAUGACCGUUCCCCAUCCACCACACACCUCUCGUCCCUAUGACCAUGACCUACUGUCCUGACUUUUUUAAAUUUAAAAUGCAUAUUAUGGCUUUCUAGCCGUUGGAACUGAGAAAAACACAGAAAGUUCUCUCAAAUCACUCCUCUAAUCUUCACCUUCCUCAUCAACAAAACCCUUUUCCUUCUGUGAAUCUAAAAUCCUUAUUUGAUUCGACCUUGUCCUGGACUAGUGGAGGUGAGAGGAAGAAACUGAAACUUGGAAGAAGAAGAAGAUAUGAAGGGUAUGAAGGGAAGAUGCCUAAAGAAAUUGAAAUCAAUUCAACCCCUCACUUCCUUGAAACCAGGUCGAAUUCUUCAGCUAAAUGUCUCAGAUGGGUUCUUAAAUUCAUUCCUUCCCAAUCCUCUCGACCGGGCACCUCAGAUUCCUCCACUCUGCAAAGAACAAGAUGACAAGAUCAAUCAAAGCAAUCUACCCAAGGUGGAGCAGAUGAAAGAUCUUGAAGAAGACGAGGAAAUGGAGUUGGGGGAAGAAGACGGUGGCGACAAGGAAAACAUCGGGCCCCCAGUGGCUGCCAUCAAGAAAAAUCAAAAUCCAGAGGCGGCACUCAUCGUCUCACCAGAGCCCGCAAGCUGUCAUCUUCGGAAUGGUCCCUUGUCGGAGCUCGACGUGUCAACUUUCCGGCAUCCAGACACUCCACCUGUCCAUCACAAUUCAGAAAUUCCAGAGUCUUCAGAGUCUGCAACACGUCCAGGUUCCUUGGCAGAGAUCGACAUCUCGUCUUUCCGUCGACCGGACUUGAAUUCAGGGAGCCUCUUUGAUCCCAAUCUUCUUGCAGCUUUUGAGCAGGCGGUGAUGGAUCACUUCAGAGCCCAAGAAGCACAGAGAAAAGCUAGAGCUACUGCAGUAAUGGAUACAAAAGAAAGAGAAGAUGAACCUGAACUUGAACCUCCAUCAAAAUCUCUCCGGACGGAAGACGAUCCCCUGUUGGAAUUCGAAGAGAAGUGCCCACCUGGGGGAAGCGACUCCGUGAUCCUUUACACGACAAGCCUUCGAGGGAUUAGGAAGACAUUUCAGAAUUGCAACAGCAUAAGGUUCCUGUUGGGAAGCUUCAGGAUUUUGUUCUAUGAGAGAGACGUGUCUAUGCACUUGGAGUUCAGGGAGGAAUUGUGGAGGAUUUUGGGAGGCAGAGUAGUCCCUCCAAGGUUGUUCAUAAAGGGUAGAUACAUUGGGGGAGCUGAUGAAGUAGUGGGCUUGCACGAGCAAGGAAAAUUGAAGCAGCUCUUCCAGGGAUUGCCGGUGGAUCAGACCGACGGCCCGUGUGAGGGGUGCGCCGGAGUACGAUUUGUGCUCUGCUUCAAUUGCAGCGGCAGUCGGAAAACCAUUCCAAAAGUGGGGGAUGGGGAGGAGGGGUUGCCCAUCAGAUGCCCUGAGUGCAAUGAGAAUGGAUUGAUUAUAUGCCCAUUGUGCUGCUGAUUUUUACUCCUUUGAUCUCACUCUGUUUCUUCUGUUUCCUUCUUCAGAACUUUUUUUUUUUAACACAAAUUAUUUCGAUUCUUUUGAGUUUGAAUCUUGGAGUUUGUGAGAAUUGCUGUUGUGUUCAUAUGUAUUAACUUCUGUCUAUAUAAAAUUUGGGGAUUAAGAACAA